AUGCGAGUGCUGCGCCAGCAGGAGAAGCGGAAGCAGCUUCGCGAGCAGAAGAAGAAGAGGCGGAUGACAGCAGACGAAGACGAGGGAGAAGACGAGGACGAGAGUAACAGCAACGACAACAACACGCGGACGGCGCGGCGCAAAGGAGGGAAGACGGCGGCAGCGACAGGGAAGACGAAGGUAAAGAAGGUGCCCCGCAACACCAAGCGGAAGAAGUACUACACCCUAACGAAGGAGGACCUCUACGGCGACGAAUAA
Messenger RNA from Trypanosoma grayi, 258 nucleotides. RefSeq lists its product as hypothetical. The record is from RefSeq and is a predicted model, not a curated record. Lineage: Eukaryota; Euglenozoa; Kinetoplastea; Trypanosomatida; Trypanosomatidae. Bases 1 to 258 code for a protein of 85 amino acids. The transcript has a single exon.